Bemisia tabaci is the source of this 4739-nucleotide messenger RNA. Its product is annotated as discoidin domain-containing receptor 2. Gene Ontology annotation, cellular component: signaling receptor complex; plasma membrane. Gene Ontology annotation, biological process: positive regulation of phosphatidylinositol 3-kinase/protein kinase B signal transduction; positive regulation of neuron projection development; multicellular organism development. The record is from RefSeq and is a predicted model, not a curated record. NCBI's taxonomy places the organism in Eukaryota, Metazoa, Arthropoda, Insecta, Hemiptera, Aleyrodidae. Gene Ontology annotation, molecular function: protein tyrosine kinase collagen receptor activity; collagen binding; ATP binding.
GAGUGAUCGGUCCGCGCCGCUAGGGGUCAUCGGGGUAGUCGAGUGUCGGACGUUCCUGGAUCUUCUUGGUCCUUGAUCCGAGAUCGCGGUUUCGAGUGACGGUACUGUUAUCAGUGCGGUGGAUUCUGGAUACUUGUGCGGAGUGCGAUCCUCGUUCGCUCAAGUUAUUUAAGUUGAGUGGUUUUUUCAGUGGAUUUCGACGCCUGGACGUGAGGCGGUCGGCCGUUUUGGAAUCUUGGGAAAUUUGAGAGACUCCUGAGUCGCCGUAGCAUAGUUCUGGACAACGUUACAAAAUCGGAAAUUAUAAGGUCGUCGGUGUGGUGCGUGCGUGAUGUAGCCGGCGUGACGGCGGGUCGCGGUCGGCGUGGCGUGAUGUCGGUGGAGCUCGGCGUUGGCGGUCGGGCGCGGUAACCGGAAGAGCCGGGCCGAGCAACUGUGACGGGCGUCCAGUCCGGGAUCAUCCGCCUCCAGCAUCCGGAGUCCGCCUCCGCCUCAUGCCGCAGAAGUAGUCCACCUCCGCACGCGAGAUGAGCGCAUGCUUCCUCCUCGGCCUCCUCUCCUUCCUCGCCACCGAGGCCCGGGCAGCCGAGUGGGGCGAAUGCAGCACUGCCCUGGGGAUGGAGGAGGGGAGUAUCCCUGACAACGCGAUCACGGCCAGUUCAUCUUACGAGCUCAAAUCUGUUGGUCCACAAAAUGCCAGAAUCCGUCAAGAGAAGAACGGCGGGGCGUGGUGUCCGAAAGCGCAGAUCAGCAGCGACGUGCGAGAGUACCUGGAGGUGGACCUGAACCGGAACCACCUGAUCACCAAGACGGAAACUCAGGGGAGGUUCGGCAAUGGACAGGGCCAGGAGUACGCCGAGUCCUACUCGAUCGAGUACUGGCGGGACGCCCUCAAACAGUGGGUCGUCUACAAGAAUACUCGCCGGGAAAAGAAUCUACCCGGGAACACAAACACGUAUCUGGCGUGGAAACAAGAUCUAGAUCUUCCUUUCGUCGCAAGCAAAGUGCGGUUUCUACCCUACAGCGAACAUCCCAGGACGGUCUGCAUGAGGGUGGAAAUCUACGGAUGCCCUUGGCAACAGUACAUCGUGAGCUACUCGGCGCCGCAAGGUUCGAACGGGUUGGUUGACCGGAGCUACGACGGGUUCAUCGACCGGGGGAUCAUGCGGGGCGGUCUGGGGCAGCUGACGGACGGGCUCUACGGGACCCCGCAGUUCCUCCACGACUCGCGCGACGAGGAAUCGGGGAGUCGCUGGGUCGGCUGGCUCAAGUCCGCGGAUUCGGCCGCCCCCCUCGAACUCAUGUUCCAGUUCGAGACCGUCCGAGAAUUCAUCUCAAUGAAGGUUCACGUGGGCCACGUUAUGGACGGCGAUGUACAGAUUUUUUCAAAAGCUCAAAUCCACUUGAGUCUGGAGGGCGAUUUGUACCAGGCCAAGCCGGUGGUAUUUUCACCCUUUCUGGACCCGCACACAACAGACAACGCAAUAAACAUAUCGAUCCCUCUCUACAAUCGCGUCGGCAAAUACGUCAAAGUCGAGUUCUUCUUCUCCCUCCAUUGGAUAUUGAUCAGCGAAAUUUCGUUCGAGUCAGUUCCUGUUGCUAGCAAUGUCUCGGAUGAAGCGCUACAACGAAUGUACCUGCUUCAAGAUGAUCAAGACAGAAAAGUAACUGUGCCUCGCGUCGGAGGAGAAACGACUCACGCACGGAAAGAAGUCACAACAGGCCCGAGCACAGUUUCCAACACGCAAACGUUCAUCGGCCUGGUGACGGGGGCGCUGGCGAUGUUCCUGAUCCUGCUCGUCUGUACGGUCUCCCUCAUGAUCCGCCGCGGUCGGAAGAAGGUGAGCCUGCUGAAGAAGCACUCGGCGCUCAUGUCGACGACCUCCAAGCCGAACGGGGCCAUGACCAUGAAGCAGAUGUCCACCCCGAUCAUGAGCACGACCCUCUCGCGGGGCUCCAAGAAGGCCAAGGCCCGGCAGAACGGACUCAGCGGCUCCAAGGCCAGCAACGUCUACGGACAGAUGCCCGUCGACGAGUCGGAGGACAGCGAGAACUCCUCCGUCUACCACGAGCCUUACAAGCUCCUCCCCUCCGGCAAACAGGACUACGGCUACCUCAUCAAGAAGGAGGCGCUCACCUCCAGCAAAAGUGGCGAUUAUACAGAUUUCACAAGUGUACAUAGUUUUCAAGACGAAGUCAAAUUUACGUCACCGUCAUUGUUCAAUUUGGUGCCCCCGCCUCCUCUCUCUGCCAGGGCAGCUCAGUAUGAUUUCAUCGGGCUCAGUAAAUCGCUUUCAGCAAACAUCCCUAUUGAAAGCUACUAUGCAGCCACAGAUAUCUAUAAGACCGAGAGGAAAGAGCAACAUUUUACCUCUGGUCGAUUUACACCUUGGAAGUUACCUGACGGCACGCCGGACGAGGCUGUUAACAUACCUGAAUUUUCAAGGCACAGACUGAGAGUCAUCGAGAAAUUAGGAGAGGGUGCCUUCGGAAUGGUCCAUCUCUGCGAAACGGAGGGCGUUCCCGAGUACAACGGAAUGUCAACUGGACACCACAAAAAACAAGUCAUUGUGAAAUCUUUAAGACGAGGAUGUAACGAAACGACGAAGAAAGAGUUCCUGAGGGAGAUGUGGUGGCUGGCCAGCGCGCGGGACCCCAACAUCGUGCGGGUGGUGGGCAGGUGCUGUCAAGAGGAGCCGUUCUGCGUCCUCCAGGAGAACUGCGAGUUUGGCGACCUCCCAAAUUUUUUACAGUUGCAUGCAGCAUCCGAACAAGAAAGCCCCUCAAAGUAUGGUUGUUUGAUAUAUAUAGCCACGCAAAUUGCAUCUGGAAUGAAAUAUUUAGAAUCAAUAAAUGUUGUACAUAGAGAUCUCGCCGCGCGGAAUUGCAUGGUCGGCAAGAAUUACGUCAUUAAAGUUUCUGAUCAUGCCAUGUACUGCUCUCAGUACGACCUAGAUUACUACGUUAGUGAUACAAAAACCAAAUUGCCUAUCAGGUGGAUGGCCUGGGAAAGUAUAUUACUGGGUAAAUACACGUCCAAGUCGGACGCGUGGUCGUUCGCGGUGACGAUGUGGGAGAUCCUGACGAUGUCGAGUCAGCGGCCGUUCGGGGAGCUGACGAACGAGCAGGUGAUCGAGAACAGCAACCACUGGUACCAGAACGACGCCCAAGAAGUGUACUUAGCCAGACCGGCGGCCUGCCCCCGGGAGGUCUACGAUCUCAUGGUCGAGUGUUGGAAGCGCCACGAGGCCGACCGGCCCCGCUUCGCCGAGAUCCUCCUCUUCCUCCAGAGGAAGAACCUCGGCUUCCAGCCCAAAGUCGACGGGCUUUAACCGGACCGGAGACCCCGCUCGCUCUCACUCGAAAGAGAACCGUUAGCUGUAAUUUAGAAUUAUUCGAGCAAUUGCAAUGAUAAUCAAUGAUCCUCUCAUUUAAACUUUACCCUUCCAACCUCUCGUCUUUCUCUAUCUUAUUUUUUCUAAAACAUUCCCAUUUAUUUUUUAUUUGCACUCUUUUAGUUACCAUUUCGUACCUAAGAUCCCUUACUCCCUCUUCCCUCGUUUUUGUAAAUUUGGAUUCUUUUUUUGUAGAGUUUAAAUGUGUAAUGUUUAAAGUGAUGCUGUAUAGUUUUUAAAGUUACAGAACAAACUAUUUUUUUUUCUCUUGCGUGGCUCACGUGGUGAGGAAAGUACUUGUGGGUACCCGAAACGUUUUUACUUCAACGGAGGAGGAUACGAGGUUCAUUCUUAUUGCAUCUGCAUCUUGGCAACUAAUAUCCCCCGCACUUUUAUUCUCUAAAAUAUCAGAAAAAGAAAAAAAAAACAAGUUUUUUUUUAUGUAUGGAUCCAUUGGUUCUAGUGAUAUUUUUACUGAUGUGACACCAUAAUAUUGUGCUCAUAAAGUAGCUUUGACGAGUCUGCUGUAAUAUAACCCUACAACUUGUUAAAUUUUUUGAAAAAAUGUAGGCUUAAAAUUAGCCAAUGGCACCAUUGUCUCAAUGUGUCUCUUCGGUUUUAUUUUUGCUGUUUUUUUUUUUUUCAAUCACCAUUUUUUAAACAUUUUAAACAAACGUAUAAAUCCACAUACGACUUUUUAACCUAAUAUCGUGCAUCCCUCUAAAGUUUUGAUUCGUGAUUUAUUUUCUGUUAUCGAGAGAUUAAUAAUCGUAACGCAUAUUUCUUAGUACACAAAAAAAAACAUGACUGUAAUUUGCCGUCAAAUAGAUACCUUUCGAAUCAAGAAUGAAAUGCUGGAAUUGCACAGGUUUCUGUACCCUGUUAACGUAUUAUUCCUUAAUAUGAUCUCUUGAUAUAUUCUUGUCCUCUUGAUUCAAGAGUAACUUUUUAAGGAACAAAUUCAAGAAUAUGUCUGCUUAAGUCAAGUCACCUUUGUAUCUAGAGUAGCUUAAGUUUCACUCCCAAUGAAUGAGGGUAAAAUGUAGGUAAAUCUUCAUCAUGAACUUCAAAUGCCGGUAAACCUUGCAGAAAAACGUAUAAAUAGGAUCCUAUGUGACGUGAAACCAUAUAAUAGAAUACUUUCCAUCAAAGCCCAUUUACAAAAAUGCCGAAACUCAGAGGGGAGGAAACGAAAUUACCCUCAUGACUUAAUGAUUGAAAACAUGCGUUUUCUGUGUCGCUCCCCCGCACUGUGAGUGCACAAGUCCUGUAUCUCCCCCGCCCCUCCUGCCGCGUGAAAUAUGACGCAUGUAACAAAAAUUGCGACCCUGUAAUUACUUCCCA